Messenger RNA from Lactuca sativa (garden lettuce), 707 nucleotides. RefSeq names its product photosystem I subunit H-1 (gene PSAH-1). Gene Ontology annotation, cellular component: photosystem I reaction center; photosystem I; chloroplast thylakoid membrane. Gene Ontology annotation, biological process: photosynthesis. The record is from RefSeq and is a predicted model, not a curated record. NCBI's taxonomy places the organism in Eukaryota, Viridiplantae, Streptophyta, Magnoliopsida, Asterales, Asteraceae.
UCAGAUUCUUGGCCAUCGUUCCAUAUACUCUCCGAUCGACGAUAGAAAUAAUCACAUUCACUCAAAUCACAGGUUGUAAGCUUCUGCUGUUUUGCAACAAUGGCGUCUCUUGCAACCUUCGCACCCACCACCGUUAACGGCCUUGCCGGCAGUUCCCUCUCCGGAACCAAGCUUAACCUCAAGCCUUCUCGCCUCAGUCUCAAACCCAAAUCUCAAAGAUCUGGAGCUGUGGUUGCUAAAUACGGAGACAAAAGUGUGUACUUCGAUUUGGAAGAUUUGGGCAACACCACCGGUCAGUGGGAUGUCUACGGUUCCGAUGCUCCUUCACCUUACAACCCCCUCCAGAGCAAGUUCUUCGAGACAUUUGCUGCGCCUUUUACCAAGAGAGGAUUGCUACUCAAGUUCUUGAUUCUUGGAGGUGGUUCCACCCUUGCUUACUUCAGCUCCACCGCUACAGGUGACGUGUUACCCAUCGUCAAGGGCCCACAACUACCACCUAAGCUAGGUCCACGUGGCAAAAUCUAAUCUGAUAAACAUUUUAUAUAGUUAUGUCUUUUAUGUAUCCUUGCCACAACUUGUAAGUACAUGUUUGCUUCCUACUCCAAAACUCCUUUCACUUUUCAAGUAUAUGAUGUGGUAGAAUCAAGCAUGAAUUCGUGUUCAUUACAAAUCUUUUUGUACAAUUGAUUCAUCAGUUUCAACCCCAA